Messenger RNA from Peronospora matthiolae, 1035 nucleotides. The record is from the annotation of a GenBank genome assembly. Lineage: Eukaryota; Oomycota; Peronosporomycetes; Peronosporales; Peronosporaceae.
AUGACACCGGUGCUUCCUGACAAGGUCAAUGUGGCGAGUCCAAUAAACUUCAAAGGAGACAACACUUCCUACCUCUGGCACCUUCGACUUGGCCACAUUGGUCAUGGUGGUCUAGACGCCAUCGUCAAGAAAGAUUACGGCAGUGGAAUCGGCAUGAAGUCUGUGCAGAAGUGGGAGUUUUGUAAAGGAUGCGCACUUGGAAAACAAACACGUGUGAGCUAUAUGCCCAAGUCACCCGACCGAGCACGUAUGUUGCUGGAGGUCAUUCACAGCGAUGUGUGUGGCCCCAUGAAAACUCCUACCUUCAGUGGAAAACGAUACUUCGUGACUUUCAUUAACGAAUACUCGCACUACUGUGUAGUGUAUCUGCUUCAAAACAAGUCUGAAGUAGCGACCAAGUUCGCUCAAUUUGUUGCGUUGGCGGAAACCCAAACUGGCAAACGUGUGAAGACUCUUCGAAGCGAUAAUGGUGGUGAGUACACUUCCAGAACGAUGUCCAAGUUCUGUGCGGACCAUGGUAUCAUGCAAAAAUUCACGCCGCCUUACACUCCUCAAUUGAACGGUGUCGCCGAGCGAAUGAAUCGGACAUUAGUGGAAAGCGCUCGUUGCAUGAUGGUACAUGCUGAGUUAUCCAAGUCGUAUUGGGGUGAGGCAGUCAUGACUGCGAACUUCCUACGUCUUCGCUGUCCAAGUCGUUCAAUAAGUCACGACAAGUCACCCUACAAAGUAUGGAGUGGUAAGAAACCUAUACUUGCAAACCUGAAGGUGUUCGGUUGUCAUGCAUACGUGCAUGUGCCCAAGCCAAAGCGGUCCAAGCUCGAUGCAAGAUCGAUUCAGUGUCGGUUCAUUGGAUACUCCGACCAUAAAAAAGCGUACCGUUUCGAGGAGAUCAAGAGUCGUCGUGUACUGGUCAGUCGCGACGCACAGUUCAUGGAGAAUGUUUUCGACAGUGGGAGACGCGACUAUGUGCAAGAUGGAGCCGUCGUCGAAGAAGAUGCUUUUAUGGAAGAUGAGGAUGUACCUAUGGAGGACUAA